AUGGCGGCAGGAAGCAGUGGCGGUAGCGGCAAGGUCCGCUCGAAAAGCGAGGCUGAUUCCGGCUUCCUGGGGCUGCGGCCCACUUCGGUGGACCCAGCGUUGAGGCGGCGACGGCGAGGCCCGAGAAAUAAGAAGCGGGGCUGGCGGCGGCUCGCGGAGGAGCCGCUCGGGCUGGAAGUCGAUCAAUUCCUAGAAGACGUACGGCUGCAGGAGCGCACGAGCGGUGGCUUGAUAUCGGAGGCCCCCGAUGAGAAACUCUUCUUCGUGGACACUGGCUGCAGGGAUAGAGAGCUGAGCAAGAAGAGGACCAAAGGCCGGAAAAAGUCACUGCUCCUCAAGAAACCCCUUCGGGUUGACGUCAUUUUAGAGAACACGUCCAAGAUCCCUGCCCCCAAAGACAUCCUCGCCCACCAGGUCCCCAAUGCCAAGAAGCUCAAGCGGAAGGAGCAGUUAUGGGAGAAGUUGGCAAAGCAGGGCGAGCUGCCCCGAGAGGUGCGCAGGGCGCAGGCCCGACUCCUCAGCCCUCCUGUGGCCAAAGCCAAGCCCGGGCCCCAGGACACUGUGGAGCGGCCCUUCUACGAUCUCUGGGCCAAAGACAACCCCCUGGAGCGGCCGCUGGCUGGCCAGGAUGCGUUUUUCCUGGAGCAGACCAAGAAGAAAGGAGUGAAGCGGCCGCCGCAUCUCCACACCAAGCCGUCCCAGGUGCCUGCCGUGGAGGUGACACCCUCCGGAGCCUCCUACAACCCAUCCUUUAAGGACCACCAGACCCUGCUCUGGGAAGCUCACGAGGUCGAGCUGCAGCGACAGAAGGAGGCGGAGAAGCUGGAGCGGCAGCUGGCCCUGCCCACCGCGGAGCAGGCCGCCACCCAGGAGUCUACAUUUGAGGAGAUGUGCCAGGGGCUGCUGGAAGAGUCAGAUGGGGAGGGGGAGCCAGGCGAGGGCCAGGACAAGGGGCCUGAGGUGGCCGGAGACCAAGCUGGAGGGGACCAGGCUGGAGAAGACCAGGCCGGGGGAGGCACAGCUGCCCGCCUGUCUGCUGUGGAGAAGAAGACGGAGCAGCAGCGCCGGCGGGAGAAGGCCGCCCGGAAGCUGCGGGUACAGCAGGCCGCAGUGCGGGCCGCCCGGCUGAGGCAUCAGGAGCUCUUCAGGCUGCGUGGCAUCAAGGCCCAGGUGGCACAGUGGCUGGUGGAGCUGGCACGGCGGCGGGAACGGCGGCGGGCACGGCGGCUGGCUGAGGCCAACAAGCCCCGCAGGCUGGGGCGGCUCAAGUACCAGGCCCCUGACAUCGAUGUGCAGCUCAGCUCGGAGCUGUCUGACUCGCUCCGGACCCUGAAGCCUGAGGGCAACAUCCUCCGAGAUCGGUUCAAGAGCUUCCAGAGGAGAAACAUGAUCGAGCCCCGGGAGAGAGCCAAGUUCAAGCGCAAGUACAAAGUGAAGCUCGUGGAGAAGCGGGCGUUCCGGGAGGUCCAGUUGUAGCUGAUGCUGGAUGCUGGAGCCCCCCCAGCCCCUUUCAAUAAAGCACCUUCGGACCACCUGGGCCUCGUGUGUCACUUGUCCCUGCUGUGGGCAGCUUCUCUCUGUCCGCCCCUCCAGCACUCAAGGAUGUGAAUUCUAGAACCUUCGUCUCUGCCAAAGGGCCCAUCCCUUGGGCGAGGUGGGGAACCAUCCCCAGAGUGAGGAAGGUCCGAGAGAAGAUGGGGUGGGCCGGCUGGCCACACCUGGAUCACUGACGGGGUGCAGCCCACUGCUCCGCCCCGAUGAGAGACCGGUCGCAUUGGUGGUGGCAGCAGCUGACACUGACUGUGCCGGGCAGAUGGAGACACUCGUGAGCCCUCAGGCCGCCCACUAAGGAGGGCCAGCCUUACCCCAUUUUGAAGGUGAGGAAACGGAAGCGCUCAAGGGGGUAAUUUUCCUCCCCACACACACCUAUUUAAUGUUUUUGGAAACCUUAAUUCUACGAGUAAUAAAGGGCUGUGUUCUCACUGUA
Molossus molossus (Pallas's mastiff bat) is the source of this 1987-nucleotide messenger RNA. RefSeq names its product NOP53 ribosome biogenesis factor (gene NOP53). Gene Ontology annotation, molecular function: 5S rRNA binding. Gene Ontology annotation, cellular component: nucleolus. Bases 1 to 1476 code for a protein of 491 amino acids. The transcript has 13 exons. NCBI's taxonomy places the organism in Eukaryota, Metazoa, Chordata, Mammalia, Chiroptera, Molossidae. Gene Ontology annotation, biological process: rRNA processing; ribosomal large subunit assembly. The record is from RefSeq and is a predicted model, not a curated record.